Messenger RNA from Nanorana parkeri, 4354 nucleotides. RefSeq names its product myosin IE (gene MYO1E). The coding region runs from base 97 to 3426 and encodes 1109 amino acids. Lineage: Eukaryota; Metazoa; Chordata; Amphibia; Anura; Dicroglossidae. The transcript has 28 exons. The record is from RefSeq and is a predicted model, not a curated record. Gene Ontology annotation, biological process: vesicle transport along actin filament; actin filament organization. Gene Ontology annotation, molecular function: microfilament motor activity; ATP binding; actin filament binding. Gene Ontology annotation, cellular component: cytoplasm; vesicle; plasma membrane.
UCAGCUGCAUCUUCUAUACUAGGAUCUCUUCAUGCUCCCAUCCACAUUAGGAAUCCAGCCUUGUAAUCCACACUACUAGCUGCUGACUCUUCUACAAUGGGCAGUAAAGGACACUAUAGGUACCACUGGCAGAGCCACAAUGUCAAGCACAGUGGGGUGGAUGAUAUGGUCCUCCUUUCCAAAAUCACAGAAGACUCCAUUGUGGAAAACAUAAAAAAACGUUACAUGGAUGAUUUUAUCUUUACAUACAUUGGCCCAGUGCUGAUCUCUGUGAAUCCGUUCAAGCAAAUGCCCUAUUUUGGAGAAAAGGAGAUUGAAAUGUACCAAGGAGCUGCUCAAUAUGAGAAUCCUCCACAUAUCUAUGCAUUGGCUGACAAUAUGUACAGAAACAUGAUGAUCGACAGAGAAAACCAAUGUGUCAUUAUAAGUGGUGAAAGUGGAGCUGGGAAGACCGUAGCAGCCAAAUAUAUAAUGGGGUACAUCUCGAAAGUGUCAGGAGGUGGUCCUAAAGUACAGCAUGUCAAGGAUAUAAUACUGCAGUCAAACCCUCUAUUGGAGGCCUUUGGUAACGCAAAGACAGUAAGGAACAACAACUCCAGCCGAUUUGGAAAGUAUUUUGAGAUUCAGUUCAGCCUGGGGGGAGAACCAGAUGGAGGAAAAAUCUCAAACUUUUUACUGGAAAAAUCUCGGGUGGUGAUGAGAAAUCCAGGCGAGAGAAGCUUUCACAUUUUCUAUCAGUUGAUUGAAGGUGCCUCUAAAGAGCAAAAGAAUGACCUUGGCAUCACAACCCUAGAUUACUACUGUUAUCUAAGCCAGUCUGGAUCUUACAAAGUGGAUGACAUCAAUGACAAGAGAGACUUUCAGGAAACUAUGCAUGCCAUGAAUGUGAUUGGUAUAUUUGCAGAAGAGCAAGCUAUGGUGCUGCAGAUUGUAGCUGGAGUUCUACACCUGGGCAAUAUUAGCUUCAAGGAAAAAGGCAACUAUGCAGCGGUGGAGAGUGAAGAGUUUUUAGCAUUCCCUACAUUCCUCCUGGGGAUAAAUGAAAGUCGCUUAAAGGAGAAGUUGACAAGCAGACAGAUGGACAGCAAGUGGGGCGGCAAGUCCGAGUCAAUCAAUGUGACUCUGAAUGUGGAACAGGCCUGCUAUACCAGAGAUGCUCUGGCCAAAGCACUUCAUUCUCGAGUCUUCGAUUACUUAGUGGAUUCAAUCAACAAAGCCAUAAAGAAGGAUCACGAAGAAUACAAUAUUGGUGUUCUUGACAUUUAUGGCUUUGAGAUUUUUCAGAAAAAUGGUUUUGAGCAGUUCUGCAUCAAUUUUGUGAACGAAAAAUUGCAACAAAUAUUUAUAGAAUUGACACUUAAAGCAGAACAGGAAGAAUAUGUCCAGGAAGGCAUUCGAUGGACCCCAAUAGAAUACUUUAAUAAUAAGAUUGUAUGUGACCUUAUUGAGAAUAAAGUGAACCCACCAGGCAUAAUGAGUAUUUUGGACGAUGUAUGUGCCACAAUGCAUGCAGUGGGAGAAGGAGCUGAUCAGACACUUUUGCAAAAACUCCAGAUGGCUGUGGGAACCCAUGAACAUUUUAAUAGUUGGAACCAGGGCUUCAUCAUUCAUCAUUAUGCUGGAAAGGUGUCUUAUGACAUGGACGGAUUCUGUGAAAGAAACAGGGACGUCCUUUUCACUGAUCUCAUUGAAUUGAUGCAAAGUAGUCAAUUGCCUUUCAUUAAGGCUUUGUUUCCAGAAAAUCUUCAAGCAGAAAAGAAGGGGCGUCCUACUACUGCAAGCAGUAAGAUCAAGAAACAAGCAAAUGACUUGGUGAAUACAUUGAUGAAAUGUACACCUCAUUAUAUCCGGUGCAUCAAACCAAAUGAGACCAAGAAACCCAGAGACUGGGAGGAAAACAGGGUCAAACAUCAAGUAGAAUAUUUAGAGUUGAAGGAAAACAUCCGCGUACGCAGAGCAGGAUAUGCUUACAGGAGGGUGUUUAAGAAAUUCCUGCAAAGAUAUGCAAUUCUGACCAAAGAGACUUGGCCGGUAUGGCGUGGAGAUGAGAAAAAGGGUGUCCUCCAUUUGCUGCAUUCUGUCAAUAUGGAGCCUGACCAGUUCCAGCUUGGAAAAACAAAAGUGUUCAUUAAAGCUCCUGAGUCGCUAUUUCUUUUGGAGGAGAUGCGUGAGCGGAAGUAUGAUGGCUAUGCUCGAACAAUUCAGAAAGCCUGGAGGAAGUAUGUAGCCCGGAAGAAGUAUGUGGAAAUGCGAGAACAAGCCUCUGAUCUUUUCCUAAACAAAAAAGAAAGAAGACGCAAUAGCAUUAAUCGGAAUUUUAUUGGAGAUUACAUUGGUAUGGAGGAACAUCCAGAGCUUCGACAAUUUUUGGGAAAGCGGGAAAAAGUUGACUUUGCAGACACUGUUACCAAGUAUGACCGCAGAUCAAAAAGCAUAAAAAGGGACCUUAUACUAACCCCGAAAUCUGUGUACCUCAUUGGACGGGAAAAAAUUAAACAGGGUCCAGAAAAGGGAAUAGUGAAGGAAGUUAUUAAAAAAAAGAUCGACAUUGAACGUAUUCUUUCCGUCUCUCUAAGCACAUUUCAGGAUGACUUUUUCAUUCUCCAUGAGCAAGAGUAUGACAGUCUGCUGGAAUCACUGUUCAAGACAGAAUUCAUAAGCCUUUUAUCCAAGCACUACGAAGAGAAGACCCAAAGAAAACUACCUCUGAAGUUCAAUAAUACGCUUGAAAUGAAGUUAAAGAAAGAAUCCUGGGGCCCAUGGAGUGGAGGAAGCAGUGCCCGGCAGGUGCAGUUUGUUCAAGGGUUUGGAGAUGUAGCCAUACUGAAACACAGCAAUAAAGCGCUACAGGUCAGCAUUGGUCAAGGCCUUCCAAAGAACUCCCGGCCCACCAGGAGAAAUAUUGCUGAUGGAAGAAAUAACACAAACAAAGCCAAGUCUUAUCCAAGCAGAGCUGCUCCACCACCACCAGGGUCUCAUCAAAAUGGGGUAAUACAGGGUUCCAUGUAUGGGCAUCAGCAACAGAAACCUGGAAGGCAAAAUAGCAGCAACCCUAAACCAGUCCAUCCCUCUAUGGACCACCCAAUUUUGCCAAGACAAGUGGCUGGAGCUUCAGCAAGAAAUCAACAGCAACAACCAAGCUUGGAGUUUCUACGUGUGCCAGACCAAGGUGUUGCAGGUACACGCCGACAGACAACAAGCCGCCCCCCUCCAGGAGGAGGAAGGCCUAAACCUCAGCCUAAACCAAAACCAAAUGUGCCGCAGUGCAAGGCCCUGUAUGCAUAUGAUGCACAAGAUACAGAUGAGCUUAGCUUUAAUGCCAAUGACAUCAUAGAUAUAAUCAAAGAAGAUCACUCGGGAUGGUGGACAGGCCGCCUACGUGGCAAACAAGGACUUUUCCCUAAUAAUUAUGUGACCAAGAUCUAACUUUCAGAUUUCACCCGGACCAUCCCAGCCUUUUCUAUUUAUCACCUUCCAGUAGCUCUGAAGUGCCUAAGAUGUGUAUUUGAGAAUAUCAGACCAAAUGAUAGCCCUGCACCUGUCAGAGGAGCAGCCUUUCAGCUACACACCACCCAAAUCAAGGACACCAAAGCACUGAACUGGAAGCUAUUUAUUGCCUUUAAUCCUAUAUCUGGACUUUGCUGCCCAGUAGAUCACAAUGCAUUGCUGAGCAGUGUGUUGCAAGACUUUACAGUAGCAAGACUGGCUAAAGAGUGAAUGAUAUGAAAGAGUUGUGAUGGCAAGUGCCUUAAUUUUCUUGUUUACUGAUGUUACGUUAUAUGAAGAUGAAGACAGUUUCUCUCUCUAUGUGAAGGAAAUAGUUUCAUAUGCUGCUAACACAUCGCUGACUGACAUAGGAAAAGGCAAUGCUGAUUGAAACGGGAUGCAGUAAGAAUGUAGUUGCUAUAUAUCGAUAGAUUGCAAAAUCUGCUAGGCACUGCAUAUUAAAUGUAUAGUCACUGCACAGGUGCAUAGUCUUAUAUGAGAAUAUGGCUGGCCCAUGUUAAUGCUGUUACCUGUUACAGGAAACAUCUCAAUCUCUGAAACUGUAAAUGGAUAAAUCAAAUGACAUAUACUGUACAUAGAUAUAUAUAAAUAUAUACAAAAGUAUAUAAUUAUGUUAAAACUACACAUGACUGUAUAACAUAAUCUGAUGUUUUAAAUGCAAUUUUGGGGCUAUUAUAUCAGGUACUUAACAAAAUAUGCACUUACCACCAUGUUUUUAAAGCUUUAUAGCCUUAACUGUUGCUUAUGAUGGAAAUGACUUCGGUAUUGCAAAUUUCCUAAAUACCCUUUAACAGAAGCUAGCCCAGUCUGAAACCAUUAAUAGGCUAUUUAAUAAAUAUCUUUUGUU